Molecule: messenger RNA, 845 nt
Organism: Vicia villosa (hairy vetch)
Lineage: Eukaryota; Viridiplantae; Streptophyta; Magnoliopsida; Fabales; Fabaceae
Product: UPF0161 protein At3g09310-like
Exons: 3
Coding region: 1-399 (132 amino acids)
Source: RefSeq, a predicted model, not a curated record
AUGGCGACAGUUGUUUUCCCUCUCAUUCUCAACACUUCCACAACUCCCUCCCAAUUCAACUUCCAUCCUAACACAAUUCCAAACCCUAAUUUCACUUCUCUCAAUAUCAAUUUCAGCAAACCCUCAUCAUCACGUUCCACCCCUUCCCUUCGCGCAACACACCAUGAUUCCAACAACCCUCAAACUCCACAAGGGGAAAUUUCGCCAAUCUUGCCGAGGAGCUGUCGUUUUUCGACUUGCAGUGAGUAUUCCAUGGAGGCAUAUAAGAAUUAUGGUGUUUUGAAGGGUACAACUUUGACUGUGUGGCAUCUGUGUCGUUGCAACCCUCUUGGUAGGUCUGGAUAUGAUCCUCCAAGAUGGUUUGGUGAGAUUAAACAAGGGGAAGAACUUGAUGAUUGAUUAAUUUCUAGUGGCAUAUUUUGAAUCGGUAAGCAUUGCAAACUGAGCAUUUUAUAAACUGAUGUUCAUUGAUGUGCUAAUACUGUGGGCUCUUAGUUGUUUUUCCAUCUGGUUUCUUAAGAUCUUACCGCAUCAGAUAAAUUAGAUCAGGAAGAAUGAUAGCUGAGAUUGGAAUGUUAUUGACGAUGAUCAAAAUAAAAUGUCUUUCAUAUUUGUACUGCAGAAAAAAAAAACGGUAUGAAAUAGUGAACAUCUCUGUUCAUCUGUUCAUCAACAACCACCCUUUUCAGUCCAAUAUUACUAGAUGUACUACUACUAGCAUAGGAUAUUGAAAGAUGAACAGAGAUGUAUAUUAUAUUAGGAUAUGGACCAUAAUCAGUAACUAGCCGUAAAGUUUUUCAAUAAUUAUGUUACCAAAAAGAAAAGUUUCUCAAUAAUUCAACCUU